CCACUUCAACCUUUUUUCUUCCUCUUCUUCUUCUCUAUUCCUCAUUCCACCUACUCAACUCCUUUUUUCAUCUCCCUACAACUCAAUUCCAAACUUAAGAGUGCGCUCCUCCUACCUCCUCCCCCCUCACCCUACCAUACCAUACUCUUCUUCCCUACUGUCCGAGCUCGGCCUACUACUCUCCAAAUCCAGAACCAAACUAACAGACUCUUUCUUUAGAACCACUUAUCAUCAAAAUGGGUGUCCAAGACGUUCUCAAGAGGAAGUCCGGUGUCAUCGUCGGUGACGAUGUCGUCGCUCUUUUCAAGUACGCACAGGAGAAGGGCUUCGCCAUUCCCGCCAUCAAUGUCACUUCUUCCUCCACCGUUGUAGCUUCUUUGGAGGCUGCUCGCGACCAGAAGUCCCCCAUCAUCCUCCAGACCUCCCAGGGUGGAGCUGCUUUCUUCGCCGGAAAGGGCGUUGACAACAAGGACCAAACGGCCAGCAUUGCUGGUGCCGUCGCCGCUGCUCACUACAUCCGAUCCAUCGCACCCGUCUACGGUGUCCCCGUCGUUCUCCACACCGACCACUGCGCCAAGAAGCUCCUUCCCUGGUUGGAUGGUAUGCUCGACGCCGAUGAGGCUUACUACAAGGAGCAUGGCGAGCCCCUCUUCUCCUCUCACAUGAUUGAUCUUUCCGAGGAGACUGUCGAGGAGAACUUGAACACCACCAAGGCUUACCUCGAGCGCUUCAGCAAGGUUAACGGUUUCCUCGAGAUGGAGAUCGGUAUCACAGGUGGCGAGGAGGACGGCGUCAACAACGAGGACGUUGACAACAACUCCCUCUACACCCAGCCCGAGGACAUCGAGCUCAUCUACAAGACCCUUACUGCCGUCGCCCCUGAGCGCUUCAGCAUCGCCGCUGGUUUCGGAAACGUCCACGGUGUGUACAAGCCCGGCAACGUCAAGCUCCAGCCCAAGCUCCUCCAGAAGCACCAGGCCUACGUCAAGCAGCAGCACAACACCAAGACCGAGAAGCCCGUCUUCCUCGUCUUCCACGGUGGCUCCGGCAGCAGCGUCGACGACUUCAGGGAGGCCAUCUCCUACGGUGUCGUCAAGGUCAACCUCGACACCGAUCUUCAGUGGGCUUACAGCAACGGCUUCCGUGACUACUUCGGUGGCAAGGCCGAGUACCUCAAGACCCAGGUCGGCAACCCCGAUGGCGAGGACAAGCCCAACAAGAAGUACUACGACCCCCGUGUCUGGGUCCGUGAGGGUGAGAAGACCAUGACCAAGCGCGUCAAGGUCGCCCUCGACGACUUCUACACCGCCGGCCAGGUUUAAAUUUAUAUCCCUCCAAGCACAUUGACUGUGUUGACCUGCGAAACACAAAAAAUAAAUAAAUACAAUAAUCAUUGAGGCGUGGGGCCGAAGGCGUAUACCAGGGCGAUGAUGUUACGAACCAUGAUGAAUCCGGAUCGGAAAAGUAGGGUCAGAGAGAGCGAGGGG
Molecule: messenger RNA, 1487 nt
Organism: Aaosphaeria arxii CBS 175.79
Lineage: Eukaryota; Fungi; Ascomycota; Dothideomycetes; Pleosporales
Exons: 10
Coding region: 237-1322 (361 amino acids)
Biological process (GO): glycolytic process; gluconeogenesis
Cellular component (GO): cytosol
Molecular function (GO): zinc ion binding; fructose-bisphosphate aldolase activity
Source: RefSeq, a predicted model, not a curated record